UUCCUGUCACGGGAGCUGGGCUCAACCUAUCCAUUAAGAGGAGGGGAGGAUGCGGGCUGGGGGGAAUGGGGCAGCGGUUGCCAUGGUAACAAGGUGCCCGUGGAAGGCGAGAGAUGGCCACUGAUGAACAGAUUAGGAGAUGGAGACAGAGACGUCGUAUCGGGCCGGGAUCGGAGAUGCAGCCCCUCAGGUGUGCCCACCGCGAGGCCCCGGCCUCCUCCUCCUCCUUCUCGUCGUCCUCGUCCUCAUGCCCGGGCUCCCACCCGGAGGCCUGCCGGGACCUGGGGGACGCCGUCCUCCUCCUGCUCGGCCUCAUCAUCGCCAUCAACAUCGGCCUCAACGUGGUGACGCUGAUCUGGCGCCGCCUCCGGGGUUCCCUACGUAGAGUUUUCCAUUAUUUUUUCCCAAUACGCCCCGAACUCCCAGCCCCGGCCGGCCUCCCGGCUGCGCGCCCCCCCUUCCCGGGGGUCCCGGACCACCGCCUCAGCCCACCGGCCCCCGACGUCCGGGUCCGCUGCACCAUGGACCCCGUGAAGCUGACGCUGACCCCGCCCGCCCUCCGCCACCACCGCGGGCCCAGCGCCCCGGACCCCUGGGCCCCCGACACGGACGACGAGAAGGCCGCCUGGCCCCGCCACUCCUCGUCCUGCCGCCACGGCUGGGACGGACCGGCCCAGCCGUACCCCGGGUUCGCCCCGGGGAACUGGAACCAGCGGGGCGGCCUCCCGGCCCCAGCCGCCGUGGGCGUCCGCUUCCCCCCGGGCCUGGGGGGCUCCACGGCCAAGCGGGGGGCGGCCGGGGGCGCCGAGCCGGGGGCCGAGGUCUACGUCUACCCGGUGGGCGGCACUCCCGGCGGCCCCGAGCCCCCCGGCCGCAGGUCCAACCCGGACCCCGGCUCCCCGCUGUCCUCCCGCCGCUCUCCCGCGCCCCCCAACCCGUCCUGGAUGCCCCUGAGCCACAGCCCCCGGCCCUCCCUCAGCCACGUGGUCUACGACGCCCGAGAGCUCAGGCGGAGGGUGCGCGAAGGGUCGGCCGAGGUCUCGCCCCCGGCGCCCCCUCCCGCCUCGCCCCAGCCCGCCCCCGGGGCCCUGGAGGAGCCGUACCGGGACUGGAUGUACCAGCCCACGGUGGGCCGGGCCUGGGAGCCGCUCGGGUCCGGCGGCUGCAAGCGGGAGGGGAAGGACGAUUAAAGAGAGGAGCGGGCCGAGCCA
This is a messenger RNA of Ornithorhynchus anatinus (platypus), 1211 nucleotides long. Its product is annotated as spermatid maturation protein 1-like. The coding region runs from base 114 to 1190 and encodes 358 amino acids. NCBI's taxonomy places the organism in Eukaryota, Metazoa, Chordata, Mammalia, Monotremata, Ornithorhynchidae. The record is from RefSeq and is a predicted model, not a curated record. Gene Ontology annotation, cellular component: cytoplasm. The transcript is spliced from 4 exons. Gene Ontology annotation, biological process: sperm individualization; flagellated sperm motility.